This is a messenger RNA of Globicephala melas (long-finned pilot whale), 731 nucleotides long. It is a transcript of the gene ATP6V1F, whose product is annotated as ATPase H+ transporting V1 subunit F. Gene Ontology annotation, molecular function: proton-transporting ATPase activity, rotational mechanism. Gene Ontology annotation, biological process: proton transmembrane transport. Gene Ontology annotation, cellular component: membrane; proton-transporting V-type ATPase, V1 domain. Lineage: Eukaryota; Metazoa; Chordata; Mammalia; Artiodactyla; Delphinidae. The record is from RefSeq and is a predicted model, not a curated record.
AAAGAGCGGGGCGGGGGGAGGUGCGGCCGAAAAGGAGGUGCACUGCCGCGGCGGGGCUUUGGUGACACCCGGAGGCUGCGGCUGAUCGUUGCCGGACUGUGAGGAUGGCGGGGAGGGGGAAGCUAAUUGCGGUGAUCGGAGACGAGGACACGGUGACUGGCUUCCUGCUGGGCGGCAUAGGGGAGCUUAACAAGAACCGCCACCCUAAUUUCCUGGUGGUGGAGAAAGAUACUACCAUCAAUGAGAUCGAAGACACUUUCCGGCAGUUUCUAAACCGGGACGACAUCGGCAUCAUCCUCAUCAACCAGUACAUCGCAGAGAUGGUGCGGCACGCGCUCGAUGCCCACCAGCGCUCCAUUCCGGCCGUGCUGGAGAUCCCAUCCAAGGAGCACCCCUACGAUGCUGCCAAGGACUCCAUCCUGCGCAGGGCCAGGGGCAUGUUCACGGCCGAAGACCUGCGCUAGGGAACUCCCCUCAGCCAUGUGGCCUCUCCCCAGGCUUGCCAUCAGCCCUCCUCUAAAAUUCGAGCCUCUGAGUUCCAAUUCCCUGCCCCUUCCCACUCCACUGAGAGGCUAGGUGAGGUGCUUCCAGUUUGCUGGGCCUCUGCCAUUCAAAUCAAGGCUGGUUAGGGUAUAGGAAGCCUGAGUGUCUUCUCUCCAUUACCUCUUCCCUGUGCUGUUAUACAGUGUCCUUGUUGAUGUUAAAUUAAAGUAGUUCUUGCUUCUCUCCGA